UUUUCUUAAAACCAAAACUUAAGCCCUUCAAAAAGCUACCACUUUCCCAAUUUUCUAGCUUCAAGCAAGCAGAAUCUAAGCUUAAACAGUUCAACACUGUCCAAUUUCUCCCCGUUAACUCGGUAGUGUCUAAAAGAGGAACCAAUCAAGAGGUAGUGUGUUCAUUAAGCUAAAAGGAGCUAGAUGGUCCAUCGCAGAAGAAACUGAGAAGACUUACCGACUAAGAAAGGAUGAUGAAGAGAGAAGAGUGUCAAUCUCCUAUAGAAACCAUCCUCAACCUUAAUUUGAUCGAACCUAAAGAGGAGGACACUAUUCCCACCCAUGUUCCCUAUAUUGACACCCCACAAGAAGCUGUGAUAAUCGGCGACGAUCCUCGCUGGCGACGAAAUCACUGUGCUUGUGAAGCAAACCAAGUUGGGGAUGGAGAAAUUAGGGUUUCUAGGGCACCCAAAAGGCUCAAAACUUUGGAUGAAAUUAGGGUUUGUAAAUCCAAACCCUCCAGCAGUAAUAAUGCUACUGCUGAAGUUGGUUCUUUUGUUUGCGAAAUCUGCGUCGAGCCCAAGUCUGUUCUUGAUUCAUUUGGGAUCAAAAACUGUAGCCAUGCUUACUGUUCCGACUGUGUGAUCAGUUACGUGUCCUCCAAGCUUCAGGACAAUGUCACCACCAUUGGGUGCCCUGUUCCUGACUGCAGGGGAUCCCUGGAGCCAGAGCACUGUCUUUCAAUUCUCCCGCCGGAGUUGUUUCUCCGGUGGGGGAAGGCCUUGUGUGAGGCUGUGUUUGCGGAUUCGGAUGAAUAUUGCAGGAUCCUCUACUGUCCGUUUAAGGAUUGCUCGGCAAUGUUGAUUGAGGAUGGGGUUGAAGAGGUUGAUCUUGUGAGGGAAUCGGAGUGCCCACACUGCUGGAGGUUGUUCUGUGCUCGGUGUAGGGUUCCGUGGCACGCGGAUAUCGAUUGUGAGGAGUUUCAGGAGCUGAAUAAGGAUGAGAGGAGGAAAGAAGACUUCAUGUUGAUACAGCUUGCCAAGGAUAAAAAGUGGAGAAGAUGCCCCAAGUGUAGGUUCUAUGUCGAACGAUCGGAGGGUUGUAAGUUCAUGAAGUGUAGGUGCAGAACAGCAUUCUGCUACAGAUGUGGGAGAAUUUUAAGCAAGAAUCAUGGCCACUUUUGUCCCAGCUGUGAGGCUUGACAUUUGAAAUAUGUUAUGUCGCUUAAAAAAGCAUUUCCUAAAGUAAUUUAUAAGCUUUAAGAUUUUAUAAUUUGCUUUCCUUUUAUGAUUAACAUAUGAGAAAGUAUAGAAAACUUGAACUUUUCAUACUUCUCAUUUUAACAUAAUAACAUAUCAUCAGAUCAAGUUCAACA
This is a messenger RNA of Rosa chinensis, 1354 nucleotides long. RefSeq names its product probable E3 ubiquitin-protein ligase RNF217. Gene Ontology annotation, molecular function: ubiquitin conjugating enzyme binding; ubiquitin protein ligase activity; zinc ion binding. The transcript is spliced from 3 exons. The record is from RefSeq and is a predicted model, not a curated record. Bases 231 to 1181 code for a protein of 316 amino acids. Gene Ontology annotation, cellular component: cytoplasm; ubiquitin ligase complex. Gene Ontology annotation, biological process: protein polyubiquitination; positive regulation of proteasomal ubiquitin-dependent protein catabolic process; ubiquitin-dependent protein catabolic process. NCBI's taxonomy places the organism in Eukaryota, Viridiplantae, Streptophyta, Magnoliopsida, Rosales, Rosaceae.